UGAUGCCAGCACGCUGAAAAAUGGACGCACUGGCAAUAGCUAACAGCUGAUUGACAUAUUUUGCUGUGAAUAAACAAUAAACAACAUGAGCAUAAACUGGAUAAAGAUUACCGAGCGGGCCCGGGAGGGAAUAAAAAUCAUCAAUUCCCUGCCAUACGACAUUUUUAACACGGUGCUCUGGUACACCCAUCGCCAGAUGAGCCCCAGCACAGCGGCUGCAGCCCCGACGAGCACCGUGGGUACUAGCGUCACCACCACGGAGCGGGCCGACAGCAAUGCCGAGGACACCACACCCACUAGCAGCAAUGAGCCGGAGUACACGCUGGAGGAGCUGGAGCGUCUGGUGGGGGUGCCGCGUGCCGACUUUUUGCUGCUAAUCAAAACAUUCUCCUACAUCCUGCGACGCAUCUCCACAUUCAUCAUCAAGCCGAGUCUGCUGCAGCGCGAGCUGCGCGAAAAGCUCCAGCUGGAGGACGAGGCCAAGAUCGAUGCUAUUCUGCGGCUGUGGGUGCGCGAGACAACGCCGAUCAUGGAGAAUCUGGCCAGCCCGCGCUACGAGUCGAAUGUGGUCGAGGACGUGGCCUGGAAGCUGCACGUAGAGGUCUCCUCGCACUGCCAGCAACGCGACAGAACGCCAAUAGGCGUGCUGCAGCUGCGAACAGCAGCUGGGGAGGACAUUAGCUCGGAAAUGACACAUCCGGAGCUAUUGCAACUGUACAAUCAGUUUGAGCAGAUUCAAGCCGAGCUGGAUGCCACGCUGGCGAUGACAGGAGCAGCGCCAGCAGCUAGUGGCAGUGGCAGUGGCGGCCAGUAGGAGAUCGGAUUCCCAUUCAUAAAUAUGCUGUAUACUCUGCAUAAUAUGUAUUAAAAUAGAAGUAGAUACCCAACAAUACCCAAAAAUUUCCGUAUUGGGUGUUUCUCCUCGGCAGCGGAAACGGAAGUCGAAUAUUGAAACACAAUGUUACACAUUUUACAGUACACUUUAAUGGUUGUUGCCGCAUGCGUUUUGUUGUUUGCUUCAUUUUUCGGGUGUUCUUUUUGUUCGCGAUUUUCCUUUGAUCAUAUAUAGUUCUACUGAUAAACAUUACAAAUUAUUACAAUGAUAUAUAUUUUAUAUAUGUCUAUAUUGUAUGCUUUAUGUA
Molecule: messenger RNA, 1142 nt
Organism: Drosophila obscura
Lineage: Eukaryota; Metazoa; Arthropoda; Insecta; Diptera; Drosophilidae
Gene: Vlet
Exons: 2
Coding region: 86-814 (242 amino acids)
Source: RefSeq, a predicted model, not a curated record